Chilo suppressalis (striped riceborer) is the source of this 1204-nucleotide messenger RNA. NCBI's taxonomy places the organism in Eukaryota, Metazoa, Arthropoda, Insecta, Lepidoptera, Crambidae. The record is from the annotation of a GenBank genome assembly.
CAAAUGUUGGGUAAUUAUUUGAAGAACUUUCUUAAUUGAGCUAAGAACAUUGUUUAUCGGGCCUGAAAAUUGUUGUCUCUACAAAGAAACUUCAGCGUCCCGAUCAUCAAUUGGUUAUUUUCAGUAUUGUGCUGGUUACAUUUGACUUUAAAUAGUGUUAGUGUGUUUUUCUAAAAGUCGGCAAACAGUGUAAAGCAUGUCGGGUCGUGUUCGAAAGCAGUCCGACUGCCCAGUUGGGAAACAAGGGCCAAUGAGAGCUACUCUCCCGGUGUCAUCAGUGAUGAAGCAAAGUGGUGGUUUGAAGAAGAAUGCCGGCAACAGUCCGACUUUGUCCCCAACGAACGCGUGGCGACGAAUAUCGCCCGAUCACGCCCUUUCGGGACAGAGGAGCCCUGGUGCAGUAAAUUACAAAGGCAAAGGUCGUUUUGGUUCGAGUGUAAUCAGACGUACAGCUUCUUUGGAUACAUUAUAUCAUAAAGGCCAAUGGUCCAGGGACUACUACUUACAUGCUGGCCAACUGCAAGUGGACAAAUCGACUCAGACUGAUGAAGGGGGUGGAGCUUCUGGUCGAUCUUCGAGAGGCUCAGAUGAUGACAAGCUUGACCGCUUUUUAAGAAGUCGACUGCAACGACCGCACAAAUCGGCUACCUCUGGUGAUUCAGGACAUGCAAUGAGCCCAGGCUUUUGGUCUCGCUUUGGCAGUGGUAGUGUACCACUCCGAGCGGCGAGAUCAUCAGUGGAAGGCCUCAACCAAGAGAUUGAGAAACUGGUUUUAUAUCCUGCUAGUGGCACACAAACACCUCAUCUCGACCGGAUAAGGGAUAAGGUGACUCCUGAAGGGCACAGGGCACCACUGGCAGAGCUGUUCAGGCGCUCCGUCAACACACAAACUCCACACGAUCUCUGUCACACGGCUCAUUCUUCAGGUGGUAGUGUUUGCUCGUCUCCAGAUCUUGAUGGGUCUAAACUUGGAACAUCGCCGCAGAUAAACCGCUUUUUAGCUCGGGAACCACCAGACGGUUGUGAAAAAGUGAAUUUGAAAGCAGGCGAGGGUGCGCAUCCCGAAGUAUCCACGGUGAUAAAGCCAGCAGUGGUCGGAUUCACACUACGACCGUCUCUGGGGUCGGCGUUCCAACCGCUUAACCCCGCGCCCCACUCCCAUUCACCCCACUCCCACUCCCCCCACGAAGCCCACUGAUCCCUC